CCCAGGGGGGGAGGGGGGAGGUCCGUAGGGGUGUUCACUUGUCUUUGUGUGGGAGGGUGGGAAGAGUAGCAGUGAAAGGAAAAUACGCAGAGAGACAGACCUAGAUUAGGAGGAGAUCGAUCACCAUUGGUGUCCCACCAUCGCCCCAGCGAAGAACGUGUGUGCCUGCUCGCCUUCGUGUUUCUGUGUGUGUGUGUGUGUGUGUGAGAGAGAGAGAGAGAGAGAGAGAGAGAGAGAGAGAGAGAGAGAGAGAGAGAACCAAUUGUGACAGCGAAGGACGCGUGUGCUCACUCGCACUCUUGCAUUUGUGUGUGUGUGUGUGUGUGUGUGUGUGUGUGUGUGAGAGAGAGAGAGAGAGAGAGAGAGAGAGAGAGAGAGAUGGAGGGGGGAUGGAGACGGGGAUGGAGAGGGGGAAAAGAUGCUGGAUGCACAGGAGGAACGGUCGGGAAAAUGGAAUCAGGAAGGAGAUUGCCGUGUGGCCGGCCGUUAAACAUUUUUGCGGACAGUGCUGACGAUCUCCUUGGAGAGGGCUUGAAGGGGGUGUCCACCUCUCUCUCCCUCCUCUCUCUCGUUAGCCCCUACGCAGCUGCUGGCGCAACGGAGCAAUGCAACCAUUAUCGGGAAUGCCGAGAGGACGCUAACGGCAACGGCCGUCCUUUUUCUUGGGGGGGAGGAGAGUGUCAGGACGCAAGGGGGGAGCAAUGGCAGCGCCGCCGCGGCCGCGGCGGCGGCGGCGGCGGGGGCGGCAUCGGAAGAGAGGGGGGGGGGGGGGGGGGGGACGGGAGGGCGCCGCCCUUCGCCUCCUCUUCGCUGGCAGCCUUCAGUCCGCAGCAACAGCAGGACGCCGCGCAAAGGCGGCGCAGACUCGCGGCCGCCGCUGCCUUGUCCUCCAUUGGGACGACGGGUAUCUCCGCCGCCGUCGAUUUGUCCUUGCAUCACUGUUUCUCGCGCCACGUCGGCAGCAGCAGCAGCAGCGGUCGCGAUCCCGUCGGGCGUAGCAGUAGCAGCAGCAGCCGUAGCUUCUUGAGCGGCGAGUGCUGGCGCAGCGCCUUGGGCGGCCUGCGCGGUUCCUUGCGCGAUCUUCUAUCGAACGCCGCCGGCGGCAGCGGCGGCUUCUUGGGACGAUUACCCCAUCAUCUGCUGCUGCUGACGUCGUCAGGGGCGGGAUCCCGACCGACGGUGGCGUCGCGAUUCGCAUCGAUCUCGGCGUCGCUAGCGGCCGCCGUCGGGGGAGCAACAAAGGGAGCGCGGGCCGGGAGCGAAGCAGGGGCACCGGGAGGAGCAGGCGGCGGCGGCGGCGGAGGAGGAGGAGCAAAUGCGAGACAACUACGCGAUACCGCUGGAGGCGGAGAUGAAGGAGGAGGGGGAGGAGGAGGAGGAGGAUCAAGCGCCGCCGCCGGUGGGCGGCACUUGUUCGACGUUGCCAUGACACUGGAUCAGGUGUGCAAGAGACUUGAGGGCGUUCCUGUCUACACCGUCACCAAUGCGUCUAACGAGUUUGUACUCAUCUCCGGUAGCGACGAGAACAGCAGCAAAUCGCUAGGGUUGUUCUGCUUCAGCCAGGAUGACGCUGAAGCUCUGCUUGCGCAGGUUAAGGACCGCGAGCCUGGUCUUGGGAAGGGGGCGCGAGUAGUCGCCGUGUCUUUGGAUAAGGUGUAUCAAUUGAGUGCGGAAGGGAUUGCGUUCAGGUUUUUGCCAGAAGCGAUGCAAGUGAUGAACGCGCUGGAGCUGAAGGCCAAGGCCGGGGACUCCAGCAAAGACUUCGACGGGGUCCCGGUCUUCCAAUCGGACAACCUCAUCGUGCGGAGCAGUAGCAAACGAUACUGCCCGCUCUUUUUGUGCAAGGAGGAUCUGGACAACGCGCUGCGCAAAGCAUUGAAGGCGCAGCAGCAGAUCAAUCCGAUGAUGAAGAAUGUGACCACGGAGGUGCAGGUAGGGAGCUUGGAGGAUGUUCUUAGGAGAAUGGAGGAUAAGGACGAAGGGUCGGGAUGGGGAGACAUCAUCCUGAUCCCGCCAGGCGUUGACGUCUCGACUUAUCUAAGCCGAACCAUAGCCGCGAAAGAAGGCCAAGUACCGACCACAGGGUCGGGAUCUGCACCGGGAAACAGAGCCACGAUUGUAGCGUAGAGAGAUAGAGAGGUAGAGAUAGGUAGAGAUAGAUAGAUAGAUAGAGAGAGAGAGAGAGAGAGAGAGAGAGAGAGAGAGAGAGAGAGAGAGAGAGAGAGAGAGAGAGAGAGCAGGGAGCAGGGAGGGAGCCUGGAGCAUGUUCUUAGGUGAAUGGAGGAUCGGGAUGGGGAGUGUCAUCCGGAUCCCGCCAGGGGUUGACGUCUCGACUUAACUAAGCCGAACCAUAGC
This is a messenger RNA of Chara braunii, 2355 nucleotides long. Lineage: Eukaryota; Viridiplantae; Streptophyta; Charophyceae; Charales; Characeae. The record is from the annotation of a GenBank genome assembly.